This is a messenger RNA of Rhodamnia argentea, 1056 nucleotides long. RefSeq names its product (DL)-glycerol-3-phosphatase 2. Gene Ontology annotation, biological process: glycerol biosynthetic process. Gene Ontology annotation, molecular function: sn-glycerol 3-phosphatase activity. Lineage: Eukaryota; Viridiplantae; Streptophyta; Magnoliopsida; Myrtales; Myrtaceae. The record is from RefSeq and is a predicted model, not a curated record. The transcript is spliced from 6 exons. The coding region runs from base 115 to 819 and encodes 234 amino acids.
AAUAUAUUCCGGACGAUUGGGAGAUAUCUUUUUCAGCAUCUCUCUCUCUCUCCGUUUCGGCUUCUUGUCUCUCCUCAAACUCCGACAUCAAGCGCGCGCCCGGCCGCUCUCGUAAUGGCGAGACGAGGAACCAUCACUCACGUCAUUUUCGACAUGGACGGCCUCUUGCUCGAUACGGAGAAAUUUUACACAGAAGUCCAGGAAAUCAUACUUGCAAGAUAUAAUAAAACAUUUGAUUGGUCUCUCAAGGCAAAAAUGAUGGGAAAGAAAGCAAUUGAAGCUUCUCGAGUCUUUGUUGAAGAAACUGGAAUCAGUGAUGUUCUCACUGCUGAGGACUUUCUAGUGGAAAGGGAAGAGAUGUUAAAAACAAUGUUUCCCACAAGCGAGCUAAUGCCAGGGGCUAGCCGCUUGAUCAGACAUCUUCAUGCAAAAGGGAUACCCAUCUGCUUGGCAACAGGUUCCCAUCGGCGCCAUUUUGAAUUGAAGACUCAAAGACAUGGUGAACUUUUUUCCUUGAUGCAUCAUGUUGUGCUUGGUGAUGACCCUGAAGUCAAACAAGGGAAGCCAUCACCAGAUAUAUUUCUGGCAGCAGCCAGGAGAUUUGAGGGGGGAUUGGUCGAUCCACUCAAUAUUCUUGUGUUUGAAGAUGCUCCAUCAGGAGUUAAUGCAGCUAAAAAUGCUGGGAUGUUUGCAGUUAUGGUGCCAGAUCCCAGGCUUGAUUGCUCUUUUCAUGAUGCAGCAGACCAAGUAUUGAAAUCUCUGUUGGAUUUCGAUCCAUCAGAUUGGGGUUUGCCCCUCUUUGAAGAACAGAAAAGCUGAGAAUUUAUUUGAAAAUCAGACAAUGUGCAAUGGCAUCUCAUGUCAAAUUCAUUUCUGAAAGAUGGAGGGUGAUUGGGGUACACUUUAUUUGGAUUACCAAAAUGCCAUUAUUCGCAUUGCUAGCAUCUGUUGUUCACAUCAAUAUUGGGCUCACAUUUCAGAAUCAUGUUCUGGAUGAGGAAUUCGUGGCACGGCAAUUGCUAUCUAACAAAAUGAACUGUCUCCAUUAGUUUGGCA